UGGCGUCACGACGCUGCGCUGGCCUGGCCCCGUAGUGCCGCUGUCCCGUCGAGCCAGCAGCGCUAGGUUUCCCCCCGGGUUCCCUCGCUACCGGCGCUCGCUGCGUCGCCGUUCCACCUGCAGUCCCUGGUCUGCCUCCGGGCGUCACCCUGGGCUGUCGGCUGAGGUCGUGGAGCCAUGUCGCGGCCUAGUAGCGUCUCCCUGCGGCAGCCCGUAGGGCGCUCGGGGGGCUCUGGUACCCCCGCCGCGGCCGCCUUCGCCGGCCCUGUGGCGGGCCGCGGCCGCGGGAAGGGGCUAAAGGAUAUUUGCGUCGACGAGGAGGUGGAGAUCGCAGUGAACCUUGCCCUGGACCGGUUCCGGUACGGGGAAGAGAAAGAAAUGGAAUUUCCUUCUUCUUUUACAAGUACUGAAAGAGCAUUUGUUCACCGGCUCUGUCAGUCCCUCGGACUGAUAUCUAAAAGUAAAGGAAAAGGAGCAAAUCGAUAUCUGACUGUAAGGAAGAAGGAUGGAUCAGAACGAACACAUGCAGUAAUGACUUGUUUCUUGGCUCCCAAAACAAAACAUAGCAUUUGGAGUUUAAUUCAGAGAUUUCCAGUCACAAAUAAAGAACGAACAGAACUUCUGCCAAAAACAGAGCGAGGAAAUGCAUUUGCUGUUGAAUCUGAAAAUAGAGAAGUGAGCAAGACAAGCGGGCGACUUAACAACGGUAUCCCUCAGGUUCCAGUGAAAAGAGGGGAAUCAGAGUUUGAUUCCUUAAGGCAAUCACUACCAGUUUUUGAAAAACAGGAAGAAAUUGUCAAAAUAAUAAAGGAAAAUAAAGUUGUUUUGGUUGUAGGAGAGACUGGAUCAGGAAAAACUACUCAAAUCCCUCAGUUCAUUCUGGAUGAUUGUUACAAAAAUGGAACUCCCUGUCGUAUAUUUUGCACUCAGCCAAGACGUUUGGCAGCUAUUGCUGUGGCUGAAAGAGUGGCAGCAGAAAGAAGAGAAAAGAUUGGCCAGACAGUUGGUUAUCAGAUCCGAUUAGAAAGCAGGGUUUCUCCAAAGACGCUGUUAACAUUUUGCACGAAUGGCAUACUACUUCGCACGCUAAUGGCAGGAGACAGCACUCUAUCAACUGUGACACAUGUUAUUGUGGAUGAAGUGCAUGAGAGGGAUAGGUUCAGUGACUUCUUGUUAAUAAAACUAAGAGAUGUGUUGCAAAACCAGACUAAUUUAAGACUAAUUAUUUCUAGUGCUGCUCUAGAUGCAGAUCUCUUUAUUAGAUAUUUUGGAAGUUGCCCCGUAAUACACAUACAAGGAAGACCUUUUGAAGUUAAAGAGAUGUUUUUGGAGGAUAUUUUAAGAAGCACUGGGUAUACAAGCAAAGAGAUGGUGAAGUACAAAAAACAGAAGCAGCAAGAAGAAAAACAGCAAAGUGCUCUUACUGAGUGGUGUUCUGCUCAAGAAAAUAACAGCAAAAUGGAAUCUCAGAGACAAAGAUCUGUCCCAAGUGCAACUAAAGACUGUAAUCUGUUGGCUGAUGGUAGUGACACAGUAUUUAAUCAACUGACUGAAAAAGAUGCGAAUUGCCUUGACCCGUGGCUAAUAAAAGAAAUGGAUUCUUGUCUCUCUGACAUCUGGUUGCAUAAAGAUAUUGAUUCCUUUGCUCAGGUGUUCCAUCUCAUUUUAGCUGAAAAUGUCAGCGUUGAUUAUAGGCACAGUGAAACAAGUGCUACUCCACUGAUGAUUGCUUCAGGGAGAGGCUUUCUGAGUCAAGUGGAACAACUGAUCAGCAUGGGAGCAAGUAUCCACUGCAAAUCAUCCAAUGGCUGGAUGGCUUUGGACUGGGCUAAGCGCUUUGGACAGACAGAGGUUAUUGACCUGUUGGAGUCCUACAGUGCUUCAGUGGAAUUUGGAAAUAUGGAUGAAAGUUCCCUGGUCCAAACAAGUGGUAAUGACCUUAGUGCAGAGGACAGAGAACUGUUGAAAGCUUAUCAUCACAGUUUUGACAAUGAAAGAGUGGAUCUGGACCUGAUUAUGCACUUACUUUAUAACAUCUGUCAUAGUUGUGAUGUGGGAGCUAUUUUAAUAUUCCUUCCUGGAUAUGAUGAGAUAGUUAGCCUGAAGGACCGUAUUCUUUUUGACGACAAGAGAUUUGCUGAUAAUGCUCACAGAUACCAAGUUUUCAUGCUUCAUUCAAAUAUGCAGACUUUGGAUCAGAAGAAGGUGCUUAAAAGUCCACCUGCUGGCGUCCGCAAAAUAAUUCUUUCUACUAAUAUUGCAGAAACCAGCAUAACAGUCAAUGAUGUUGUAUACGUUAUUGACUCAGGCAAGAUGAAAGAGAAGUCUUUUGAUGCACUGAGUUCUGUUACAAUGCUAAAAAUGGUGUGGAUUUCAAAAGCCAGUGCUAUCCAGAGAAGGGGCAGGGCUGGACGCUGUAAGCCUGGAGUCUGUUUUCGUCUCUUCAGCAGGCUUCGAUUUCAGAAUAUGUUGGAAUAUCAGACUCCAGAACUUCUAAGAAUGCCACUUCAGGAGCUUUGUUUACACACAAAACUUCUGGCUCCAGUUAAUUGUCCAAUUGUUGACUUUCUUAUGAAAGCUCCUGAUCCUCCACCAGCUUUAAUUGUGAGAAACGCUGUGCAAAUGCUUAAGACAAUAGAUGCCAUGGACCCUUGGGAAGAUCUUACUGAACUUGGUUAUCAUCUCACUGAUCUACCAGUGGAGCCACACCUUGGUAAAAUGGUGUUGUGUGCUGUUGUUUUGAAGUGCCUGGAUCCUAUUCUUACUAUUGCUUGCAGUCUUGCAUAUCGAGACCCUUUUGUCCUACCUACACUGGCCUCUCAAAAGCGUGCAGCCAUGCUGUGUAGAAAACGUUUUGCUGCAGGAACAUUUAGUGACCAUAUGGCGCUUCUCAGGGCUUUCCAGGCGUGGCAGAAGGCGCGCAGUGGUGGCUGGGAGAAAGCCUUCUGUGAAAAGAACUUUCUGUCUGAAGCCACGAUGGAAAUCAUCAUAGGAAUGAGAACACAGUUGCUUGGCCAGCUUAGAGCCUCAGGUUUUGUUAGAACCAGAGGAGGAGCCGAUAUUAGAGAUGUUAAUACUAACUCUGAAAACUGGGCUGUAAUUAAAGCUGCCUUAGUGGCUGGGAUGUAUCCCAAUCUAGUGCAUGUAGACAGAGAAAGCCUGGUUUUGACUGGACCAAAGGAGAAGAAAGUGCGAUUUCAUCCUACCUCUGUUCUUAGUCAACCUCAGUAUAAAAAGAUUCCUCCAGAAAACGGGCAAGCUGCAGCCAUUCGGGCACUCCCUACAGACUGGCUUAUAUAUGAUGAAAUGACGAGAGCUCACAGGAUAGCAAAUAUCAGAUGCUGUUCAGUUGUAACACCUGUCACUGUGUCACUCUUCUGUGGACCAGCUAGAUUACCAAGUAAUGCUUUGCAGGAACUUUCAUCCUUUCGAGGGGAUAGUGUAUCUAAUGAUAACAGUGAUAGUGAGAUAGAGGACAAAACUGCUGAUUUGGCACUACUGAAGCUAGAUGAAUGGCUGCAUCUCAAACUGGACCCUGAAGCUGCUUGUUUGCUGUUCCAACUCAGACAGAAGUGGCAUAACUUAUUUCUGCGUCGUAUGCGAGCUCCUUCUAAACCGUGGUCUCAAGUUGAUGAAACAACUGUAAGAGCAAUUAUAGCUGUUUUAAGUACUGAAGAACAGUCUGCAGGUUUGCAGCAGCCUUCAGGUAUUGGUCAGAGACCAAGGCCUAUGACUUCUGAAGAACUUCCUUUAGCAUCUACGAGGGGGUCAACCAACAGUAGAAAAAGCUCAGCAGACACUGAAUUCUCUGAUGACUCCUCUAACCCUGAAAAAGUUUUAAUGAAAUCUAUGCCUCCUGCACCUCACCAGCUAAAGAAGUACAAAGAAAAAACCUCUUUGCGCUCCAAACGAACUUCAGAUGACAGAUCAGAUCAAUCAUCAGCAAAGUCUACAGAUAGCAGUAGCUAUCCUAGCCCCUCUGCUAGUCCUUCUCCAGUAUCUGUAAAGGGUUCCAAACCUCCUUCACCAAGACCAAAUAUGUCAGUUCGGUACUUUAUCAUGAAAAGUAGCAACUUGCAAAAUAUUGAUAUUUCUCAACAGAAGGGUAUAUGGUCUACUAUGCCAAAUAAUGAACAUAAACUAAAUAGAGCCUUUUGGGAGAGCAGCAUGGUUUACUUAAUAUUUUCUGUUCAAGGGUCUGGACACUUUCAGGGCUUUGCUAGAAUGGCUUCAGAGAUAGGGUGUGAGAAAAGUCAAGACUGGGGAUCUGCUGGUUUUGGAGGUGUAUUUAAGGUGGAGUGGAUCCGAAAAGAAAGCAUUGCUUUUCAGUUUGCACACCAUUUGCUCAACCCUUGGAAUGACAAUAAGAAAGUGCAAGUAAGCAGGGAUGGCCAGGAGCUGGAGCCACAAGUUGGAGAGCAGUUGCUACAGCUUUGGGACCGUACUCCUUUGGCAGGAAAAAGCUCAACUGAUUGAGCAUGUCCAGUAAUGUGGUAGAGCUGUGGUUGUUGAAAUAUCGGCUAUAACCACUAGAACCAGCAGCAUGCCUACAAUACAAAGAUGAAGAAGAAGGCGGCGCAGCAAGCUCCUGCAGUUGUUAGUCAUGCUGUGCAGCUAGCAGUGGAAAAAUAAGGGGGGAUAUGUUAGUUUCAGUAUUCCCUUGUCUUAACAAAUAUCAUAAUGUUAUUCACUAGCUUUUUUUUGACUGAAUUAUUUUUUUACAGUAGUUGCAGUUGAUAUUUGAAAACACAGUCAAGUUCCAAACUGAAACAACGGACCACAUAAUUUAGUUUUGGGUUUAAAAUAGCACAGCAGACAGUUUAAAUAUACAGUUUACACUGAAAGCUUUCUCAACACUGUAAAAUGUAUGAGUGAAACCAGUGUAAUAUUAAUUAAUCAUUCUUGCAGUUUGUGUAAAAUAAAUAAAUUGAGAAUAGAUGUCUCCAAAGAUAUUGGAAGGUUCCAUAAGUAUCCAUGUUGAACUUCUGUAUGCAUGGUGCGAGAGAGAAGGACAUAUUCAUACAAACAACUGGGCAGCUGGAGAAUGUUAAGUUUUAAUUUAAAUAGGUAAGUGAAAGGAGCAUGAGAAUUUUGAGAAUGGGUUGGUCCAGCAGCGUUUCCAGUUUCAGUUUUCACCUUUAGAAGGUACACACUUCGUCAAGCUGUAACAGUCUUUCAGAGGCCUACUGCCAAAUGGUACUUUUAAUAGCUCACUAAUUUGGUUUUAUUUCUUUCAAAAAAAAAAAGAAAAAAAGGAAAAAUUGCCAGUAUGAAUUUCAUCUUCGGUGUAGUCUUCAUGCUUGCUUUCUGUACCUCUUUCAAUUUCUUCUUCUGUGCUACUGUUGGUUUGUUUUAUUGGACUUUUCCUUAGUUGUCAGCAUACUGUACUAUGAGGCUGGUAUAAAUUCAGUCUGCUCACUGUAAGCACUAUGGUUUUGGUCAUUCUUUGAUUAAACAGAGGUUUUUCUGCUUCUGAGCCUGUACUUAGAUUUUUCAUGUCUGCUAAGAAUAUUCACACAGUUCAGAGUGCCCUGUGUAUUCCUUCUUGCAUUCUGUGUAGCGACUUCCAUGCACAAACAGUCAGUUUUGCCUUUGCAAGACUAAAUGGGUCCUUGUAAGACUGGUAUUGACUAAUAAGGUAUUUCUGGACACAGUGCAUACCACAGAGCUGUGAGGCUCAUAUUGCCUUAUGUGAUACUCCCAGGCCUGUGGCCACAAAGGAGUGGGGGGUGGUAUUGCCUCGUGCAGGGCUCCUGGGCCCCGCGCACACCGAGGGCAGAGCUGGCACAGAGCGGGAGCAGUGGUGGGGUGUAAUGUUUGGUGAACAAGCCCACACAGUGCUUCUGCAGCUUGCUGAUAAAAAGAGCGGUCCAGCCAAGGAAUUCACAUUCCCCAAGGUCAUGGUCUGGUCUGGGUCACUUGCCUGGAGAAGAGCCAGCCCUGCUGCCUGCCUGACAGCCAUGGUCAUGUAGGUCUUCACAUGCCUGAAUGUUAGGUCUCACCCAGUCUUGGUGAAUUACUUGACUUGCUUUUGUUAUGAACUAGAUAGUUGUACCAGAUAAUUGUACUGCUGAUAUAUAUAUUUUCCUGUACUGUUACUUAAACUGUUUUUUAUCCCUGAA
This is a messenger RNA of Falco peregrinus (peregrine falcon), 6122 nucleotides long. RefSeq names its product YTH N6-methyladenosine RNA binding protein C2 (gene YTHDC2). Gene Ontology annotation, cellular component: intracellular anatomical structure. The transcript has 30 exons. Gene Ontology annotation, molecular function: RNA binding; ATP binding; protein binding. Lineage: Eukaryota; Metazoa; Chordata; Aves; Falconiformes; Falconidae. The record is from RefSeq and is a predicted model, not a curated record. Bases 178 to 4476 code for a protein of 1432 amino acids.